AUUUAAUGCGCGAAACGGGCAGUUGAAUUUUGAAGCUCGAUUUGAACACAACAAAAAUGCGGAGUAAACACAAUUUCAUCAAUAUAAUUUGGCUGCUGCUGCUGCUACAGUUGGUAGCUGCACGCACCGUACUUCACCGUAGAACCGAAAUCGAUAGCAAUGGUCAAAGACAUACGAAAACUUGGACAACGGAAGAGGCAGAUGAAGAUUUCCCCACUCUCGAUGAUACAGGCGACGAGGGCUACCAGACGUUCACUCGAAAUGGCAUCACUUUGCGCAUCAAGCCACAAGUCACAACGCUACGCAUCGGUGGCAGAAAUGUCAGUCCCGAACAGUUGCUGGAGCAGGCGGAGCACGCAAAGGAACUCGAGCUGUUGGCCGUGCGUCAGCUAUUGAGUACGCGCCAUCCUGUGAAGCGCACGAACAUUGAAAAUGGACGCAAGCAUACGAGCACCUACACGCUGCAACCGGAUGGCAGCAUUCUAUGCAGGAAAGUGGAAGAUAUCGACAUGGAAGAUGUCGAUCGUCGAUUUGAGGAAAUAUUGAAACAGCAGCGAGCACAGCAACAUAAUCCCAACAAGCUUGAUGAUUGGGAGUGGGCAGGGCAGGAUAAACCAAAGCCGGAAGCGCCAGUUAGUCCGCAACAACCAGCGCAGACAAACAAACCCAAUUCCCAACCAGGCAACCCAACUACAGCCUAUCAACCCACAGUGCCGCAAGGUAGACCUAUUUGGCAGACGCCAUCUUUUGCAAAACGUCCCAAACCUGCAACAGAUGAUUUGUUUGAUGAAGAGCCAAGGUUAAGUCAUUAUCCAAAGCUACCAAGCACAUGGGAUAGCGACUCAUGGGACAAAGAUGAUCCGUUCAAUCCGGCCGAAUUACCUGCCAUGGGCGGUUAUGAUGAUAAUUUCGAAUUUGACUUUGACGAACCUGAAACACCUGCUGGACAAACAAGCACCUUCACCAACACGCACACAGACAAUGAUGGUAACAUCGUGCACACCAGCUAUUCAACUGGACCAAAUGAGUGGAAACGCAAGACCGUGAAAGUUUCCCCAAACUUCCUGCCCACAGAGCAAACAACAGUGCGCACACAAACGCUGCCAAGCUUGGAUGAUUUUCUCAAAUCGCAAUACAAUCCGAGCAGAGAUUCUAAACCACAAUCCACACCACCCAAUUUGUCAACCUCAACCACACCCACAACUGUGAAAACUAUCAAAAUCGAAGAUUUGCCACCCGUGGCUGUGCUUAACAUCAAUAAACCUUUAGAUGAACAAUUUCUCUAUCCACUCCAUCCCAAUGGCAGCGAUCAGAAGCCUAUCAAAACGUUGAAAGUAGAGAAUAUACCACCCAGCACGGAUCUUGACGAUCAGCUCGUCGAACGUACCAAAGUGCGUACCUUCACAAAGACUGUGCACAGCAAUCAAGCGCCAUCAGUUGGCGAUUUAGAUCCCAACAUGCGAGAUGUUUUGCAGCGCGCUGGCAUAAGUCCCGAAGAGAUUAGCAACGCUAAUGGACAGGCUAUUACAAAGACGCGUGUGGAACCCGACGGACGCAUUGUGACGACCACAUAUCACGUGCGUCCGACCUACGGCGGCAAUGGCUAUACACCAAUCGCGCCUUUUAAUCCGAACUUCGACAGUCUAUUUGGCGCACGUAAUCCAUACAACACGCCAAAUGUGUUUAGUGCACCACUACCCAGUAAGCAUCACAGCGCCAGUCAUUUUGGUGUCGACUUUAGGCCUUUUUCAGCAGGUGCGCCAGAUGACGCCAAACGCACCACAACACCGACAGCGGUGCGAGAUCGCGAGCCAUUGGAACCGCAGGACGAUGAUGAAGAGGAUACGGCCACAUUGAAUCCUUUGCUUAUACAUCCUGUGCAUGCGACAGUACCCGAUACAAAUCGCUCGCCAAUUGGGUCGUCCAACCGAGGAAAUGGCAGAAAUCCGAUUGCUGAGUUUCUAGCCAAAAUCGGCAUAUCAGUGGAUGAUUUAAGCGCUCAACGUGGCGAAUUCGUCAAAACUAUCGUCGAUGAUAAUGGACGCAUAUUAACGGCUAGAUUUGUGUUAAGUGCGCCAUUAUAGAAACGAAUGGUAGAGAUUUAGUUUGAUGUAAGUUUAUAUUAUUUGAGUGAAUAAAAUAUUUUAUAAUUUCGGAAAAAAA
This is a messenger RNA of Anastrepha ludens (Mexican fruit fly), 2163 nucleotides long. RefSeq lists its product as uncharacterized. Lineage: Eukaryota; Metazoa; Arthropoda; Insecta; Diptera; Tephritidae. Bases 57 to 2084 code for a protein of 675 amino acids. The record is from RefSeq and is a predicted model, not a curated record. The transcript is spliced from 2 exons.